AUGUUGGUCCGCGCACAAGAUGCGCCUCUCCAUCUUGACUGCUUCCCGAAAUUACUCAAGCGCACCCAUACUACCAUGAUCGAUGUGCCGGAUGACGCACUUGCUCGCAUGGCGACAUUCGUUUAUCGGGCGCAUGGAUUUUCAUGUCCGAUAUAUUCUCUGGCUGGUUUGAACACCGUCACCGAGGCUGUCUCGCAACGUACCAUUGGUCUUAAGGUGUUGGAAGUACACAUGGACACGCGUAAAGCGGAGGUCCUGGGAUCCCAACCCGUGCAUCUUCCUGCAGGGUCCUCCAUCACUCACCUGACUUUGAGAGGAAUCGUCAUCGUGCCUCCCCUCAAUGGCUCUCUGACGCUGCUGUCUAUUCACCUACCUGACUGGUCAAGAGCCAUGCGGUUCACCAUCGACGAGAUUGCGGAAGUCUUACUUCAUAAUCCUGCGUUGGAGGAGCUGGAUAUGGUUGACGCGAUACGUGAAGGGCGGACUCGGGCAGCUGGUCUGCCUCGUAUCGCUUUACCAACACUCACACGAUUCAGCAUACAGCAGAGGGCUGCGGCCAACGGAUGUCCCUCAUCUUUUGAACUCCUCUCAAGGAUGCAACUUCCUGCAGUCAACAAUCUUUCCAUAGUCGACAGAUCACUUGAUACGCCGGCUCAGGUCUCCCAAGCGUUCGAUUGCAUACUGAGCUCUUGCGCCGCAUCUCCCAUCCUCGCUUUGGCGGAAUAUUCACUUCACAGCGAUCGUGACUGCUUCAGCGCAAGAAAUGAACACCCUCCUCCCUCGAGGUUUGGCUUCACCCUCGUCGGUCUGCGACGUGGCCCUCUGUUAACAUCGGACUUUCCUUCCCUCCAUCUUUCAUCGACAUACGACGCUCGUCCCACCGAAGCCGAUGCUUCCGACACGCUCGCUAUCGUUCUGCGCCGCCUCAAAACGAGCGGCAUAUCCGACCGCAUCAUAGAACUCAGAUGGUGCCCGCAUCGGGUAGAGGUUCUACAGCCUGACUAUUGGAACACAGUUCUGCAGUCGUUUCCGAACGUCUCCCAUAUCGAAGUCCGAGGCGAGCCAGCGCUUACCACUCUAUUCGACAUCCUCGGCCAACACUGCAACGCUGAGCCCGAUUGCGUACUCCCUCGACUACAGUCUAUGAAAAUCGGAAACUACUAUCGGCUUGAAAACUUUCCGUCCGUCUUCCCAUGGUCGGCACACUUCGAGUGGAUGCUCGGUCAGCGUGCGACGGCGGGGUUGCCGAUCCGGGAGAUCCGAUUCGAGAAUCUCGUUACACCUGCGAGCGAGGCUCAGAUACCGCGUUAUGCGGCCGUUGUUGCAUACAUGGAGGAUUUGGCGCGGAGGUUGGGGGUUGGGGUGGCCGUGCAGGUAUGGAAGUCCGAGUCAGGGUCGGAGUUAGGGACGACUUUCGUGUUAGAGCAUUGA
Peniophora sp. CBMAI 1063 is the source of this 1431-nucleotide messenger RNA. Lineage: Eukaryota; Fungi; Basidiomycota; Agaricomycetes; Russulales; Peniophoraceae. The record is from the annotation of a GenBank genome assembly.